GCCGGCGGGGCCGGACCACGGGUCUGGCGUGUGAGCUCUGCGACCCGCGAGGGGACAGGUGGAGUGGGGACGCCGCUCGGGUUGCUAGGAACCUGGGUUGGCCCGCCCUCCCGCCACACCUCCGCCUCCCAGACCUGCGGCGCCUGGAGUGAAAGCUGCCACUGUGCCUCGCUCCAGCAGCGGGCAGGAGCCGGAGCGAGCAGAAAGGGUUCUUGUUCUGUGGAUCGAGGCCACCCAGGCAGCCCCGAGAUCCAGAAACUGAAGGGGAAGCCUGCGUGGGGAACCCCUGGGUGUCGAUCUGAACUUCUUGGGAGCGCAGAGCUGCUUGGAGUCCUGAAAGUGGAGAUUUUAGAAGGUGAGCGCUGUGGGCUAUGGGAUGGAUGACGUGGAGGAGGACCAGCAUGAAGCCCGACUCAAGGAGCUGUUUGACAGUUUUGACACCCUGGGAACUGGGUCUCUGGGUCAAGAGGAGCUCACUGACCUCUGCCACGUGCUGUGCUUGGAGGAUGUGGGCCCCGUGCUGCAACAGACGCUACUCCAGGACAACCUCUUGGGCAGGGUACAUUUUGACCAAUUUAAAGAAGCACUAAUACUUAUCUUGUCUAGAACUCUAUCCAGUGAGGAGCACUUUGAGGAGUCAGACUGCUCCCCAGAAGCUCAGCCCAAAUACGUUAGAGGUGGGAAGCGUUAUGGACGAAGAUCGCUGCCCGAGUUCCAAGAGUCUGGGGAAGAGAUGGAGGAGGUGACAGUGCUUGAGCCACUAGAGGAAGAAGCGAGGCCGGCACACAUCCCAGAUGGGGACUGCGGCGAGCACUGGAAGACACAACGCAGUGAGGAGUAUGAAGCAGAAGGCCAGCUGAGGUUUUGGAACCCAGACGGCCCGAACGCUUCACAUGGCGGGUCUUGCCCUCCUCCAGACUGGAUAGAAGAGAAACUGCAAGAGGUUUGUGAAGAUCUGGGGAUCACUCGAGAUGGUCACCUGAACCGGAAGAAGCUCGUUUCCAUCUGCGAACAGUAUGGAUUGCAGAAUGUGGACGGAGCGAUGCUGGAAGAGGUGUUUCUCGGCCUCGACCCUGAUGGAAUGAUGAGUGUGGAAGAUUUUUUCUAUGGUCUGUUUAAGACUGGAAAAUCCCUUGCACCAUCAGCAUCUACUCCCUAUAGACAACUAAAACGGCAUCUCUCUAUGCAGUCUUUCGAUGAGAGUGGCCGGCGGACCACAACCUCGUCAGCCAUGACGCGGACCGUCGGCUUCCGGGUCUUCUCCUGCUUGGAUGACGGGAUGGGCCAGGCGUCUGUGGAGAGGAUACUGGACACCUGGCAGGAAGAAGGCAUUGAGAACAGUCAGGAGAUUCUGAAGGCCUUGGAUUUCAGCCUGGAUGGAAACAUCAACCUGACAGAGCUGACGCUGGCUCUUGAGAAUGAACUUUUGGUUACCAAGAACGGCAUUCACCAGGCAGCGCUGGCUAGCUUCAAGGCUGAGAUCCGGCAUUUGUUAGAACGAGUUGACCAAGUGGUCAGAGAAAAGGAGAAGCUACGGUCGGACCUGGACAAAGCAGAAAAGCUGAAGUCUCUAAUGGCUUCUGAGGUGGACGACCACCAUGCGGCCAUUGAGCGGAGGAAUGAAUACAACCUCAGGAAACUGGAUGAAGAAUACAAGGAGCGCAUAGCAGCCUUAAAGAAUGAACUCCGCCAAGAGAGGGAACAGAUCCUGCAGCAAGUGGGCAAGCAGCGGGUGGAGCUGGAGCAGGAGAUUGAAAAGGCCAAGACGGAAGAGAAUUAUAUCCGGGACCGCCUUGCCCUCUCCCUGAAGGAGAACAGUCGCCUGGAGCAUGAACUUCUGGAAAAUGCAGAGAAGUUGGCAGAGUACGAGAGCCUGACCCACAAGCUCCAGCGCAGUUUGGAAAAUGUGUUAGCAGAAAAGUUUGGUGACCUCGAUCCCAGCAGUGCUGAGUUCUUUCUUCAGGAGGAGAGGCUGGUGCAGAUGAGAAAUGAAUAUGAGCAACAGUGCAGGUUUUCCCUUGGUGUUUAUUGCGGGCAGUGGGAGAGGCUGGGUGGGUUCUGUGUGCUUUCAGGGCCUGGUUCUGAAGAGUGCAACCCCCUGAAUAUGAGCAUUGAGGCAGAGCUGGUCAUCGAACAGAUGAAGGAGCAGCACCACAGGGACCUGUGUCACCUGAGACUGGAGCUGGAAGACAAAGUGCGCCACUAUGAAAAGCAGCUGGAUGACACCAGGGUCGCCUAUGAAAAGGAGCAGGCGGCCAUGAAGCAGAAGUAUGAGCAGGGAAUGCACACCUUGGAGAAGCAAGUCAGCGAGCUUCGGAGUGAGACUGCAGACCUUGAAGGGCAGGCAGCCGUGCUGAGGGAGGCCCACCACACGGCCAGCUGCAGGCACGAGGAGGAAAAGAGACAGCUGCAAAUGGCGUUCGAUGAGGAAAAGGCUCAGCUCCAGGAGGAGCUGCGGCAGGAGCAUGAGAGGGAGCUCAACGCCAGGCUGCAGCAGGCAGCGGAGCGCUUUCGCCAGGAGAGAGAGGGACUCGCCCAGGCUGCCUGGACUGAGGAGAAGGUGAGAGGCUUGGAGCAAUCUUACCAGGAGCAGCUGCUGAGCCUGGAGGAGAAGCAUGCUCUCGAGAAAGAAGAGCUGAGGGAGGAGCUCUCGGAACAUCACCGAAAGGAACUCCAGGAGGGAAGGGAAGAAAUGGAAACAGAGUGUAAUAGAAGAAUCUCUCAGAUAGAAGCCCAGUGCCAGGCUGACUGUGAGAAAGUCACUGAGCGCUGUGAACAAACUCUGCAAAGCCUCGAGGGUCGCUACCGCCAAGAGCUGAGGGACCUCUUGGACCAGCACCUGGAGGAGAGGUCUCAGUGGGAGUUUGAGAAGGAUGAGCUCACUCAAGAGUGCACAGACGCCCAGGAGCAGCUGAAGGAGGCGCUCCAGAGGGAGAGGGCAGCUGCUCUGGCCAUGAAGCAGGAACAGGCGAUGCUGGAGAGGACAUACAAGGACCGUUUGGCUAUCCUGAGCACGGAAAGAGAGCAGUUGCUGCAAGACCUGAAAGACCUACAGAACGCAUCUGAGAGCCAGCACGGCCUCCUGUCUGACCAGAUACUUGAGCUGAAGAGAAAUCAGGAGAGAGAACGGAGGGAGCGAGGGCAGGCGCUAUGCCAGACGGGGGUCUCUGAGCAGCUGGCCAGCCAGCAGCUCGAAAGGCUCCAGGUAGAGCAUGAACAAGAGAGGCAAGAAAUGACGGGCAAGCUUGCCACCCUGGAGAGUGCCCACAGAGCGGGCUGUGAGAAAGCAGAUCAAGAGAAGGCGGAGAUGAGCGCAGAAAUCCGCAGGCUUCAGAAUACAGUCAAGGACAUGCAGCAGGCAACAUCUCUCUUGAUGCUUCAGGGUGGCUGCCAGGCAACGGCAGGGGAGGAGGCAGAAGGAGAUGGAGCCAUGUCCCUGCUUCAGCAAGGGGAACAGCUGUUGGAGGAAAACGGAGAUGUCCUCAUCAGCCUGCAGAGAGCUCACGAGCGUGCCGUGAAGGAAAAUGCAAAGAUGGCCACUGAAAUUUCCCGAUUGCAGCAGAGGCUGAAGAAGUUUGAGCCGGGGUCGGUGAUCUCAUCUUGUUUGGAGGAGGGGACGUCUGAGAUUUCUAGAAGUUCCAGGGAACAAGCAGAACCCGUAAUGAAACAAGGUCCAGCCACCAAGCACUGUCUGGGUGACCUAGGGGACCACGAGGCCCGGGACCCGGGAAGUACCAGGACAAGCUCUGUUCAGAGGCAGGAGUGCAGAACCGAGGAGUCGGAAGCUUCCCUGGACUGCUUUUCUGAGCUUGAAAACAGUGAAGACACCAGGACCGAGUCCUGGGACCUCAAGAGUCAGGUCAUCCAGCUUCGGGAGCAACUGACGGUCUUGCGGGCAGACUGCGAUCGGGCUUCCGAGAGGAAACAGGACCUGCUUUUCGAUAUCUCUGUGCUGAAAAAGAAACUGAAGAUGCUGGAGCGACUCCCAGAGGCGUCUUCCAGGUAUAAGGUGUUAUACGAGGAUGCUGCUCGAGAAAAUGCCUGCCUCCGGGAGGAGCUGAGACUUGUAGAGGCGCGCUACGAGGAGUCGCUGGACAGCAACAAAGAGCUCACUGCCGAAGUCUACAGGUUGCAAGAUGAGAUGAAGAAAAUGGAGGAGGUGAUGGAGACGUUCCUCGGCCUGGAGAAGAGUUAUGAUGAGGUCAAAGUGGAAAACGAGGAGCUCAGUGCUCUGGUGUUGAAACUUCAAGGGAAGAUGGAGAAGGUGCUGGGAAGGGCCGCCCUGCAGGGUGACAGCUACUUCCUGUGGGAAGCCCCUGCCGAAAACCUGGAGGUCGCCUUGGAUGAAAAGAUGCUUGAACUCCAUCAGACUCCGAAAGAGUGUACACCCAAGGUCAUGAGCAUGCACCACAUCAUAGAAGAGUGUAGACAAGAAACCCAGUGCUGUGACCAGGGAAGCACGCAGCUCCUAGCUAGAAUAAAAGCACGAGAAAUCGCCUGGUUCCGCAGAGCAAUUCAGACACAUCCAGAAAAGCCUAGCGCGCAGAACCGAGUCGUCCCAGAGGGAAGUGCUACUCUCCUAGGCCUGCAAGACAAACAUCUUCAACAGGAGGCCACAAUCGCAGAGUUAGAACUAGAGAAGCAAAAGCUACAGGAGCUGACUAGAAAUCUGAGGGAGCGAGUCACUGCACUAGUUAGGCAAAAAGAUGCCCCUUCUCAAGGGGAGAAGGAGGAAGAGCUGAAGGCAAUGAUGCAGGACCUGCAGCUCACGUGCGGGGAGAUGCAGCGGAAGGUUGAACUCCUGAGAUAUGAAUCUGAAAAGCUUCAAGAGGAAAAUUCUAUUUUGAGAAAUGAAAUUACUACUUUAAAUGAAGAAGAUAGCAUCUCUAACCUGAAAUUGGAGGAAUUAAAUGGAUCUCAGGAAGAAUUGUGGCAGAAAAUAGAAACCAUAGAGCAGGAAAAAGCUUCAAUCCAGAAGAUGGUUGAAAAAUUAAAGAAACAGGUUUCAGAUUUAAAAAUCAAAAACCAACAGUUGGAUUCAGAAAAUAUAGAACUCAGCCAAAAGAGCUCCCAAAACAAGGAAGAGCUGAAAGCCCUUAACCAGCGUCUGGCAGAGUUGCUGUGCCAGAAGGAGGUGCCAGGAACUUGCACCUCUGAGAAAUGGGAACAAGAAAAUGCAAGCCUCAAAGAAGAACUGGAUCACUACAAAGUGCAGACUUCCACUUUGGUGUCUUCUCUGGAGGCAGAACUUUCCGAAGUUAAACUGCAGACUCACGUCGUGGAGCAGGAAAACCUCCUUCUCAAAGAUGAACUGGAGAGACUGAAGGCACUGCACAGAUGUCCUGACCUCUCUGACUUCCAGCAAAAAAUGUCUAGCAUUCUAAGCUACAAUGAAAAACUGCUGAAGGAAAAAGAAGUUCUGAGUGAAGAGUUAAAGAGCUGUGCAGAUAAGCUGGCAGAGUCAAGCCUCUUAGAGCACAGAAUUGCUACAAUGAAGCAGGAGCAGACGGCCUGGGAAGAGCAGAGCAAGAGCCUGAAGUCAGAGCUGGCGGUGUCCCAGGCAAAGGUUCAGAACUUAGAAGAUGUCCUGCAGAAUGUAAACCUUCAAAUGGCCCAGAUUGAAUCAGAUCUCCAAGUGACUCGACAGGAAAAGGAGGCUCUAAAGCAGGAAGUGAUGUCAUUACACAGACAGCUUCAGAAUGCCAUGGACAAGGACUGGGUCUCAGAAACAGCUCCCCAUCUCUCAGGGCUCCGGGGCCAGCAGAGAAGGCUCUCCUGGGACAAACUGGACCAUCUGAUGAAUGAGGAACCGCAGCUGCUUUGUCAGGAAAGCAAGAGACUCCACUCUGUGGUACAGAACACCCAAGCAGACCUCACCCACUCCCGGGAGAAGGUCCGCCAACUGGAAUCCAACCUUCUUCCCACAAAACACCAAAAACAACUCGACCAACCAUGUACUGUGAAGUCCAUAGAACAAGAGAAACUGACCUUAAAGAGAGAGAGUGAACAGGCUCAGAGAGAACGGUCUCCUGCCAGUCAGAAGGUGAAUCAGAUGGGUUCCCUUGAGCGAGAAUUAGAAACAAUCCAUUUGGAAAAUGAAGGUCUGAAGAAGAAACAGGUGAGACUGGACGAGAAGCUAAUGGAGAUGCAGCCCCUGAGGUCCACUGUGACUCGUAGCCCAUCCUCUCACUGGGAUCUGCAGUUGCUCCAGCAGCAAACCUGUCCGAUGGUGCCCAGGGAGCAGUUUCUGCAGCUUCAUCAGCAGCUGCUGCAGGCAGAAAAGAGGAGCCAGCACCUGCAGGAGGAGCUUGACAACAGGACCUCCGAAACCAACAUGCCACAGGUAAGCCAGGAACACCUUGUAAAUCUCAUGGAAGAACGAAUGAUAGAAGUUGAACAAAAACUAAAGCUGGUGAAAAGACUUCUUCAAGAGAAAGUAAAUCAGCUCAAAGAACAACUCUGCAAGAACACAAAAACAGAUGCCGUGGUGAAGGAUUUGUAUGUCGAAAAUGCCCAGUUGUUGAAAGCUCUGGAGAUGACUGAACAGCGACAGAAGACAGCAGAAAAGAGGAAUUUCCUCCUGGAAGAGAAGAUUGCCAGCCUCAGUACCAUCGUCAGGAACCUGGCACCAGCACCACUGACUUCUAUGCCUCCUCUGAGGUCAUAGCCAGCCCAAAGGAUGCACACCAAAGGAUGCACUUGCAUUUGUGCACUUUCCUGACACUAUUGGAACGUGUUAAUAGGUUCUCCGAACCUUCUAACUAUAAUGGCUUAAAAUCAAGCCUACCUGAAGUCGGCCAGCAGUGGAAUUGGAGGCUCCAAAUGGGUGCUUAUUGGGAUUCCACAAAUCAUUAUUUAAAUUACUCAUAAGCACUGAACUUUUAAAGUAUGUUCUGGAUAGCUAGCAAGAAUGAAAUUAAGUUAAGAACCUUAAAGUCCCAGUUUUUAAUGUUUUUAAACUGCUGUUAUCUGUGUAUGCAAUCCAGGUUCCUUUUAAGUAUGAUAUCUAACUAAAGUGGUUAUUAUUUUAAUUUUUUUUGAAAACAUUUAAGUACUGAAAUCAUUCUGCUUACAAUACUUUAGUCUCUUUGAAUUAAUCGGCUGACUGCAGUUCUGUUCAGAGAAGGCUUGGCCAGUAGCUAGCUGCCCAGUAGCUAGACACCAAGAUCAGAGAAGUCCAAGUUCUGCAAAACUCUGACUUCUGAUGCCAAUUCUUGCUACUCUUGCUGUAUAACAGAUUCAGGACUUACUCAGCUGCACUCGUAACUAAGGAUAAAGCUUUACUUCCUUUAAACGGCCCUUUCUCCUCCUAAAGCUUUUGUUUGGGACCUUGUCUUCUAAAAAAAUUGUCAAAACUGUACUCUUAACAUUACUGAACUAUAGUGAGCCCACAGACAGACUGACCACUUUGGAGUAAAAAGCCACUCUUGGAAGAAGAUCACGUGGAGCGGCGUGGAUGUAGUUUCGUCUCUCCCAAGCCUUGGAGUUUGUGGACAUACCUUUGAGUUUGUAUCAAAAGCUCAGGGAACGAUUUUUAAACUGUCUUCCUGAACUACUUGCUGCCUGGCCUAGGAACUGUGUACUGAAAUUAUUCUGCUUACAAUACUUUAGUCUCUUUGAAUUAAUUGGCUGGGUGCAGUUCUGUUCAGAGAAGGCUUGGCCAGAGAUGUGUAAACCACACAACCUUUUCUGUCUUAUAUGUUAACAGCCAUAGACUUUUUACUUCUACAUUUUAGUGCACUUAAUUAUCUGAAAGGCCUUGACUGUGGAGUUAAAAACCUGUCUUACUUACGAAGAGUUUUUACUGUUUGUUUAAUACAGGUCAAGAAUUCAGUACUUCUGACCUUUCGAUACCUCAUAUCUGAACUUAUGAAUUUCAUACUGUGGAUAACAUUGGCUAUCAGGGGUAAAGGGGAGAAAUUUCACCCGAUGUGAGGAAGGAAAUCUUGAGCCAGUUCCACCAUGACUCUUUGGGAUUCUUUAGGGCCCAACUAUCCAGUCCCACCAGCACAGAGCUCCCUCUACCAAGUGUGACGCAGCACACUGUCUGUGCUCCAGUAGUUCACACUGGAUUUGCACUACUAUGCCUAUCAGAAAAUUCUGAUUUCCCACUGGGGAAAGAAUCAAUCUUUCCCUAUAAUCAUACAUCUAAAUAUUUGACCACUGGUAUUUAUGCCUCCUCUAAAUCUUUCUACUCAGCUACUUGUAUUAGCUUUAGCAGAAAAUUGUGGCUAGGCGUAGGCUCAGGUCAGAGGUAAACUGUGUCGUAUGAAGUAGUCCUGUAAGACACGUCCAGUUCUGAAGGUUAAUGCCACUGGAACUAAACAGUAAGCACAUUUCUCCAACAGCUGCCUGCCAUGGGGCCUUGUUCGUUGUGCUUCUUAAUUUUAUUUUAUAUUAUAAAAAGUAUAGGUUGGUGUUUCUUAUACAUUUGUAUUUAUGUGUACAUAAAGAGUUGUACAAUGACUGUAAAUACGAUUUUUGGAAAAGUUUUAGAGUUCAUUUAUAAUUAUUUCACCCAAAAUCAAAAUACUACUUUAGUAAAAUGUAAAUUUCUUGCUUUACCCCACUUACUAAAUGGGGGGAGGAGAUCAAUAUGAGAAAUGUCUAUAGAUAUCUUAAACUUAUACAUUCAUGCAGCAGUUUAUAUUUUAGAAACCUUUUAGUAAAGGAGUUUAACUGCCCAUGUAGAAUAUAGCUUAAAGCUUUAAAAGCAUCAAAUGUAAAAUCCUACAAUUAUGUGUUGAUUCGACUCUCAGACUUUCUUCCCAGUAGCGCUCUCCAAAAUCAUGAGUUACAUGUUUUAUGGCCAUAGCUACUGGUUUUGGUUUUUGGUUUUUGGUUUCUUUUUUGUUUUUGUUUUUGUUUUUAAUCACUGGGUUUAGACUUUAAGUCAUUGCUAGGAAGAGCUCCAUUGACCCGUCUGAUGUUUUCUCAUUCUUUAAAGGCCUUACUCUGUUGUUUCCCCUAAGGGGAGAAAGGAUUUAUUUUAUCCAAAGGCCUUUUCUCUUAGAGUAAGUUUGUGAGGGGAGAGAAGUCCAUGUGGUUUAGGAUGAAGCACAGUCUUUUCAUUUGUUUUCAAAAGCUCUAAUUCCAGCUAAGCCAUUUUAAAUGUGAAUCCCUCCUUGAAACUGCAAUGUGCUAUUUGUCUAUUUGACCAUCAGCAUGUUUUAUAUAAACAGAUUAUGAAAGACAUCUUACAGGUCUGGUGUUUCAGUAAUAAAUCAAUAUUCAGGGCAGGUAUUGAGAAACUUU
This is a messenger RNA of Mus pahari (shrew mouse), 9255 nucleotides long. It is a transcript of the gene Nin, whose product is annotated as ninein. Gene Ontology annotation, biological process: microtubule anchoring at centrosome; centrosome-templated microtubule nucleation; centrosome localization. Bases 377 to 6667 code for a protein of 2096 amino acids. Lineage: Eukaryota; Metazoa; Chordata; Mammalia; Rodentia; Muridae. The transcript is spliced from 30 exons. Gene Ontology annotation, molecular function: calcium ion binding. Gene Ontology annotation, cellular component: pericentriolar material; centrosome; ciliary transition fiber. The record is from RefSeq and is a predicted model, not a curated record.